Messenger RNA from Striga hermonthica, 1242 nucleotides. NCBI's taxonomy places the organism in Eukaryota, Viridiplantae, Streptophyta, Magnoliopsida, Lamiales, Orobanchaceae. The record is from the annotation of a GenBank genome assembly.
AACAAGUUCUUUACUGAUACUGUUUGCAAGAAGCUUGGGUUUGCAGAGAGGAAUUUCACUGUGGAACCUGUUGGUCUGAGCGGGGGUUUGCUAUUGUUGUGGUGUAAAGAGGUGGUGGUAGUGCAGGUUAUAAACAUCAAUUUUAUUCUGCAAGUGGAAUAUAAGAUGGCUACUUCCGAGACUAGUGAGUGGCUGAUUCUAGUCUAUGCUAGCACUGAUUAUCAGAGGAGGAAGAUGCAGUGGCUAGAGUUGGAAGGAAGUAAACAUCUAUGGGGAUCUAAAUGGUGCAUAGGGGGUGAUUGGAAUGCACUUUGUGGAGAUACAGAGAAAAGAGGGGGAAGAGUUGGAUCUCAGAGCAACUUUGAGGAGUUCAAUAACUUCAUUGCUAGGAUGGGAAUGCUAGAGGUGAGAAUGGAGGGAUAUCCCUACACUUGGUGCAAUAAUAGACAGGGGGAAGACUUUAUAGAAGAGAAGCUUGAUAGAACAUAUUUCAAGUGUGCCUCUGAUCUUUCUAUGUUGUUACUGGAUACUGGUACUACUCAAUCUCUCUUUUUCAAAAGAUUUUACUUUGACAAGAGGUGGCUGAGUAAACCGGGUUGCCAAGAGGAGGUGGAGGAGGCUUGGGUUGGUUCUGUGGAGGGGUCUUUGAUGUAUGUUUUGAAAGAAAAGAUUAAGAAGACCAGGAUGGCCCUAACAAAGCGGAAUAAAGAGGCUAAAUCUUUGAAUGUGAGGAAGAUUGCGGAUCUUACACUCAAGUUGGAGGAAAUGAGAGCACUUGGUGGACAGCGGAACUGGGAGGAAUGGGAAAAAGUCAAAAAAGAGUUGGAGGAAUCACAUGUAUCUGAAGAGGAGUUCUGGAAACAAAAAGCCAGAGUCACAUGGCUUAAAGGUGGGGAUAAGAACACUCAUUUCUUCCAUGUUGUCACUAUGCAAAGGAGGAAGAGGAAUGCCAUUUCUAGAGUGGUGGAUAAUAUGAACAGAGUUGCAGCUAGCCAGGAGCAUAUUGAGGCCUGCUUUAUAAACUUCUACCAAACACUCUUUACAUCUGAGGGCUCUUGUGAUGAUGAUGAUAUUUUGCAAUUAAUAUCCCCUGUAAAUUUAGCCAAAUCUUCAGUCUUCUUUAGUAGAAAUGCUUCUGUGGGACUCAAGGCUGAAAUUUGUCAGUGUUUAAUAGGAAUUGAGGUAUGUCACUCCUCUAGAUACCUCGGCCUUCCUUUACGCAUUGGUAAAAGUAAGAAAGAA